Castor canadensis (American beaver) is the source of this 2729-nucleotide messenger RNA. It is a transcript of the gene Slc4a1ap, whose product is annotated as solute carrier family 4 member 1 adaptor protein. The record is from RefSeq and is a predicted model, not a curated record. Lineage: Eukaryota; Metazoa; Chordata; Mammalia; Rodentia; Castoridae. Gene Ontology annotation, molecular function: protein binding.
AUGCCCAAGUUUCUCCGGGGGUGUCCUCGGUCACGGUCAGCAGGGCGCAGGCGCAAUCACAGGAUCGUGGGGAUGCCAGGCGUCCAGGGCAGCCGGAAGAUGGGGACCUCCGGACCUGAACCCCGAAAGGCCGCUAGGAGCCGGGAAGAGGGAGACGUGGAGCGGAACGGAGAGCGCGAAGGUGAGGUUUCCUGGGAACACAUUUCACGGCUGCACCAGUUGAGGAUGGCUGAAACUCAGUCUCUGCCGGAGCCACCCGCAUCCUCAUCCACAUCUCAAGAACACAGUGGCGGCUUUAAGAAGCCAGCCUUGCCAUCGCCUCCAGCAGGGCGGGGUAAGGCUCCCGCCGCCAGUCCCACAAACCCUGGGGAGGGGAAGCAGGAAUGUCCCACGGCGCUGCCGGACCCCGACUCUGGGGAGCCCGACGUCCCGCCGCCUCGGCCGGACAGCGGGGAGAACAGGGGUGAGAAGCUGCGUCCCCCGGCGGUGGUUUCUUCCCCUGGCGUCCCCGCGAGAGCUCCGCCGUACCAAGAGCCGCCGUGGGGCAGCCCAGCCACGGCCCCGUACAGCCUAGAGACUCUGAAGGGUGGCACCAUCGUUGGCACCCGUAACUUGGAAGGGACGAGUUGUUGCCUUUUCGGAAGGCUGUCUAGCUGUGACGUGUGCCUGGAACACCCUUCGGUGUCUCGACACCACGCCGUGCUGCAGCACAGGACGCCCGACCCGGACGGGGAAUGCGACGGCCACGGGCAGGGCUUCUACCUCUAUGAUCUGGGCAGUACCCACGGCACUUUCCUCAACAAAACCCGCAUCCCACCGCACACCUAUUGCAAAGUUCACGUUGGGCACGUUUUUCGCUUUGGAGGCAGCACUCGCCUCUUUAUCCUACAGGGACCAGAGGAAGACAGAGAGGCAGAAUCCGAGUUAACGGUAACACAGUUGAAGGAACUACGAAAGCAGCAGCAGAUUUUGCUGGAGAAGAAGAUGCUAGGAGAAGACUCUGAUGAAGAAGAGGAAAUGGACACCACCGAGAGGAAGAGAAAUACUAGUGGCCAAGAUGAUGAGAUGGGUUGCACAUGGGGAAUGGGAGAAGAUGCUGUAGAGGAUGAGGCUGAAGAGAACCCCAUUGUUUUAGAGUUUCAGCAGGAACGGGAGGCCUUUUACAUAAAGGAUCCAAAAAAAGCUCUCCAAGGUUUCUUUGACCGAGAAGGAGAAGAAUUAGAAUAUGAAUUUGAUGAACAAGGACAUAGCACUUGGCUCUGUAGAGUGAGAUUACCUGUGGAUGAUUCAACUGGGAAGCAACUGGUGGCGGAGGCCAUUCAUUCAGGAAAGAAAAAAGAAGCAAUGAUUCAGUGCUCACUGGAAGCUUGUCGGAUCCUUGACACUUUGGGAUUGCUGAGGCAGGAAGCAGUGUCUCGGAAAAGAAAAGCCAAGAACUGGGAAGAUGAAGACUUUUACGAUAGUGAUGAUGACACAUUCCUUGAUCGGACUGGUCUGGUUGAGAAAAAGCGUCUGAACCGAAUGAAGAAGGCUGGGAAGAUUGAGGAGAAGCCAGAGACCUUUGAAUCACUGGUUGCAAAGUUAAAUGACGCUGAAAAGGAACUCUCUGAAAUUUCUGAGAGGCUGAAGGCCUCAAGUAAAGUUUUAUCUGAGUCGCCAUCUCAGGACUCUUUGGAUGCAUUCAUGUCAGAAAUGAAAUCAGGUAGUGCAUUAGAUGGUGUGUCCCGGAAGAAACUUCACCUGAGAACUUUUGAGCUAAGGAAAGAACAGCAGAGACUUAAGGGAUUGAUAAAAAUUGUAAAGCCAGCAGCGAUUCCAGAGCUAAAAAAGACUGAACUUCAGCCUACAGAUGCAGAAAACAAAGCUAAGAAGCUUACAUUACCUCUCUUUGGUGCCAUGAAAGGAGGAAGUAAAUUCAAAUUAAAAACAGGAACAGUAGGGAAGUUGCCCCCCAAACGUCCAGAACUCCCUCCAACUUUAAUGAGAAUGAAGGAUGAGCCUGAAGUCGAAGAGGAAGAAGAGGAAGAGGAGGAAGAGAAAGAAAAGGAGGAAUAUGAAAAGAAAACAGAGGAUGUAAGCAGUAGGCUGCUGCAGGAGACAAAGCCAGAAACAGCAAUGUGGGAAACAAGUGCUCCCACAGAUCUCACAUGUUCUAAGGAAACAAAAAGCCAUGAAAACAUGUCUCAACUCAACCAAGUGGAGCAGAAUAAAGAUUAUGAAGAGGUUAGCGAAAUAGCUUCAUCACGAGAGGAACCCUCUGUGUCAGAGAAUGAAUAUGAGAAAAGCAGAGAUGAAUUGCAGAAAAAGAAAGCUCCUGGUCAAGGCAAAUUGCCACCCACACUUUCUUCCAAAUAUCCUGAAGAUGACCCAGACUACUGUGUGUGGGUCCCACCUGAAGGCCAAAGUGGAGAUGGCAGAACCCAUCUUAAUGACAAGUAUGGCUAUUGAUUGCUUCACAAUCCCAAAGGAAGACCUUGUGGACCAUGCAACAUAAUAUAUUUGGGAUGAUAUGUCAAAUUGAAUGGCCAAAGGAGUUCAGAUGAUCAUUUAUAAAAUCUGGUGACCGGCCUUUUCUUCCACGCUCUUGGCUUCCUAAAUUUACCUGUGUGUCUGAUUUUCCUGAAUUUGAUAUUUAUGUUUAAAAGUAUUUGUGUAUAUAUGUAAAAAGGUAAUGAUAUGCUUUGAAAAUUAGUAAAGUGAGAGACAUUACUGUAUUAUAAAAUGAGAAG